GCCACUGCGGAGCUCCAACCCAGCUCUCUGAGCAUCCGCCCCGGCGCCCCUCGGUAUAGACGCUGCGCCAUGGCCAAGGCCACCGCCGUCUGGUCGGACCUGGUCCUCGUCUUCUGGUUCGCCUGCCUCCUGCCCUUGGGUCCGGCGAGGGUGGCCGCAGGUCUCUAUAAUCUUAGUCUUACUACUGAUGGUCCUGCUACCGUGGGCACUGAAGUGACCAUCUCAGCCAGCCUGGUGGUCAAGGACAACGGCAGCCUGCCCCUGCCCGCAGACGCCCACCUCUACCGUUUCCACUGGAUCCACACACCUCUGACGCUCACUGCCAAGACGGAGAAGAAUCUCACCUCGACCAUCCGAGUGGUGGGCAGCGUGUCUGGGGACUUCCCAGUCUCUGUCUGGGUCACUGAUGUCGACUGCUGGAUGUGCAAGCCGUUAGCCAGGAGUACUCUACUCCUCCCCAUUAAAGAGUCCCUUGUGGGAGACAUAGUUGUUACCCAAAACACCUCCCUGUCUUGGCCGAAUUCCUACAUCACCAAGAAAAGUCUCAGACUGUCCUUCCUUCUCCAUGACCCGAGCGACUUCUUCAAAUCGGCUUCCUUCUUCUACCGAUGGGACUUUGGAGACGGGACCUUGUUGAUAACUGACAACUCUGUGGUGUAUUACAACUAUUCGAGCCCCGGAACCUUCACCGUGAAAGUCAGGGUGGUGGCGGAAUGGGAAGAGAUAAAGCCAGACACCACGAAGGGCACCAUACAGAAGACCGGUGACUUCUCGGCAUCGCUGAACCUGCGGGAGUCGCUUCAAGGCAUCCAGAUUUUGGGGCCAACCCUCUUGCAGACAUUCCAAAAGCUGACCAUGAACCUGAACUUCUUCGGGAGCCCCCCUCUGCACGUGUGCUGGGGUCUCAAGCCGCAGUGUCUCCCCCUGGAGGACAGAGAGUGCCACGCUGUGUUGGUGACCCGGACAUCUUUUAACCUGACCCACGUCUUCCAGGACCCCGGAGACUACUGCUUCAUUUUCCGUGCUGAGAAUGCUAUCAGCAAGGCUCACCAGUACCACAGGAUUCAGGUGUGGCCCUCCAGCUUCCAGCCCUUUGUCUUUGCCUUCCCGUGCGCCACGCUCAUCACCGUGUUGCUGGUUUUCCUCAUGUACAUGACUGUGCGGAGCGCUGCUACCCAGAAGGACAUAACAGAGAGCCCCGGCACCACUGGGCUCAAAUGCUGCUGCCAGGUGUGCUGCGGGUCCCUCUUUCUGGACUCCCCGUCCGAGUACCUGGAGAUCGUCCGCGAGAACCACGGGCUGCUCCCACCCGUCUACAAACCUGUGAAGACUUACAACGUGUGAACUCCCACCCCGUACCUCUCAGUAUUCACCCGAUCGCCCAUCGGGAGCUUCGGGCGGGGUGGCCAUUGCUACUGAGCAGGAGGGGGUUAGAGCGGUGUGACCGUUCGCCCAGACUGGUCACUGUUCCGCACAGUCCAUCUGACAAAGUCACCCUUUCUUUGUGUCACCUCCCCGCUAUCACCUCUUCAUCCGUACAGUCUAGUCAGUGCUGUAAGCUGUUCCCAGUCACCCUCCUCACCCCACCCCUACCAAGCAGGAUUCUGAUCUUUGGUGUGUUGUGCUGUGUUAAGACUUCCCCGAGUGGGUCCGGCUGCCCCUUGCCCCUUGCUCACUGGGGAUUCAUGAGGUCCCGGCAACGCAGCUCUGCCCGAGCCAGAAGGAACCAGGAAGGAGGUCACAGAUGGGUAAGGACGGCUAGUGAAAGAGAGCUAACACGCUGUGGGCAUGCUCAGAGGGGUGUGCUCGCAGCAAGGAAGGGCACACGUGGGUGUGCGUGGAGCAUCUCAGAUGAUUUGCUGUGCGCCUGGAAGGCUUGCUGCUGGGAUGGAUUUGAACUGGACCUCAAAGGUGACACCUGAGCCCGGCCCCACCCUCUGUCCUUUGUCUCUACAGUUCCAUGACCAGGCCAGCCUCCUAGCUGGAAGCUGAGUGAGAACUGGGGGCAGAAUGAACGCCCUGUGAGUGUAGAAUAAGUCAGUGGACCAGCUUUUCGUGGAGACCUGUGAGAUCAAUGUCUUCUGAGAAAAAAAUUGGAGCAAAUAGAAGGGUUGAGCUAGUGAGGAUUUGGGAUAGCAGCCUUGUACUAUACUGAGUCUUGGUGUCUGUGCUCUCUCUCCCUCUCUCUCUCUCUCUCUCUCUCUCUCUCUCUCUCUCUCCCCCCACACACCCCGUUCUCGCUCUGUGUAUGUGCGUGAUGUGAUACCUUAGCCACUCAGUUACUUCCAAGGUAGCAGAAGGAAAAAGAAGGCAGAGGAUACCUUGAAAGAUGAGAAGGGGCCUGGUGUGGUGGUGCACACCUUUAAUCCCAGCACCCAGAAGGCAGAGGCAGGUAGAUAGCAGAUCAGAGUUCAAGGUCGGCCUGGUCUACACAGUGAGUUCAGGACAUCCGGAGCCACAGGGAGUUCCUGUCUCAAAAAAAGGAAGGAAGGAAGGAGGGAAGGAAGGAAGGAAGGAGGGAAGGAAGGAAGGAGGGAGGGAAGGAAGGAGGGAAGGAGGGAAGGAAGGAAGGAAGGAAGGAAGAAACCAUGGUACUUAGGGGUGUGUGUCAGCUUCCAGGCUUACCCGGGUACCCAGCGUGCCAGGGUGGCCUGCACCUGGCGGAUAAAGGAGGAUCAAGUCUGUGAAGGUAGAUCUCUUGUCGUUGUAACCGUUGGCCCUUGGACAUCCUGCUGAAAUAGUAUUGUCUCUUGUACCGUUCAUUCCCAUGACAUCCCGCCAUCGUUCCUGAAUAAAAGCUCUA
This is a messenger RNA of Apodemus sylvaticus (European woodmouse), 2803 nucleotides long. It is a transcript of the gene Tmem130, whose product is annotated as transmembrane protein 130. The transcript has 8 exons. The record is from RefSeq and is a predicted model, not a curated record. NCBI's taxonomy places the organism in Eukaryota, Metazoa, Chordata, Mammalia, Rodentia, Muridae. Bases 70 to 1344 code for a protein of 424 amino acids.